UUUUCCUAACAAUUUAAUUUGAUCCUCAAAAUAUGAAGAAUUUCUUGAUUUCUUUAUACUUGUUGUUUCCAACAAUCAUUUCAAUCAUUCUUCUCCUCCUUACUCCAAUUCCAACUGCACAACAAUUAACAACAACAGAAACUAAAAUCUUUCUCCAACUUCAAAUCCUUCUUGAACUUCCUCAACAAUGGAACAACAACACCAACAACUUUUGCAACCUUCCUCCAUCACCUUCUCUCACAAUCACAUGCAUAGAGUCAAAGGGUCAUAUAACAGAAUUAACCAUAAUUGGAAACAAGAAAAAGAAAGAUUCUCAAACUCUCUCACAAAGAUUCUCUAUUGAUUCUUUCUUCAAUGUUUUAACAAAACUUUCAAACAUGAAAAGUUUGUCAUUGGUUUCACUUGGUUUGUGGGGUCCACUACCUUCCAAGAUUAUUACUAGGUUUAAGUCACUUGAAGUUUUCAACAUUACUUCAAAUUUUGUUUGUGGCAAAAUUCCAUCAUCAAUUUCAUCUUUGAAGAAUCUCAAGAGUCUUGUUUUGGUUGAUAAUUUCUUCAAUGGAAGUGUUCCUAAUCUCAAAAGAUUAGCCUCUCUUGAAGAGAUUAAUUUGAGUUUCAACAACUUAGGACCUGAAUUUCCUUCAUUAAAUAACAAUUUUGUUAAGAUUAUUAUCUUGAGUAAUAACUCAUUUAGAACUCAAAUUCCUCAACAACUCAUGCAUUUUGAAAAACUUCAACUGUUUGAUAUUUCUUAUAAUGAAAUAUUUGGAAACAUUCCUUCAUUUUUGUUCUCUCUUCCUUUCCUACAAAACCUAAACUUUGCUUCAAAUCAAUUAAGUGGUUCAAUUUCUAUGCAUUUAUCUUGUAGUUCUUUUUUAACAUUUGUUGAUAUCUCACAUAACUUUCUAGAAGGAAACUUGCCAUCUUGCAUCGAUUCAAAGUCGUCCAAUUCGAAUCGAACGGUACUAUAUUCCAGUAAUUGUUUGUUAACAAGAAAUUUCACUGAUCAACAUCCAUCUUCAUAUUGCAAGAAAUCAAUAGACUUAGCUGCUAAGCCAAAAUUUAAGAAGAAGAAGGAAUCAAAGAUGCAAUUAGGAGUAAUAUUUGGUAUUAUUGGAGGUUUUGUUGGAAUUGCAGGGCUUUUGAUUCUAUUUUUUCUGUUCAUUUUGAGAAAGUUCAAAUCAGAAAGAGAAGUUAGUAAAAUAAAUAGAUCUAUUUUUGAUGAUAGAGUUUCUGUUUCUGCAUAUUCAAGACCAAAUAUUUAUGCAAGAAGUAAUUUUCCUCAGCUAAUGAGGUUUGGUGGACUUGGAUUACCACCAUACAGCAUUUUCACAAUAGAAGAAAUUGAAGAUGCAACCAACAAUUUUGACUCAUCAAAUCUAAUAGGAGAAGGAUCACAAGGACAGCUAUAUAAAGGUAAACUCAAAGAUGGUUUAAUGGUCAUGGUGAAUCUUGUAAAACUAAAGCAGAAGAGUUUGACUAAAAUCAGUGAUGAGAACUUGAAGGUGUUACCUUAUUUAAGGCAUAGGCAUUUGGUGAGUGUUUUAGGACACUGUACCAUUACUUAUCAAGAUAAUCCCAAAACAACAAGCACAAUAUUCAUUGUAUUUGAGCAUAUCUCAAACAUGUCAUUGAGGAUUCAUCUUACAGAUAGGAGAAAAAAGGAAAUGCUGAAGUGGCAACAGAGAAUGUCAAUCAUCAUAGGAAUUGCAAGAGGAAUCCAAUUCUUACAUACAGGAGUUAAUCCUAGCAUAUUUGGAAACAACAUAAAGAUUGAGAACAUUCUGUUGGACAAAAGUCUUAAUCCAAAAGUUAGUGGAUAUAGCAUUCCAUUUCCAUCUAAGAAAAGUUCUGAAAGAAAACUUAAAGAACAAAAUGUCCACAAUCAUAUUGGCAGCAUCAAUAAUGCAGAGAAGGAAGACAUAUAUCAAUUGGGUGUGAUUCUACUUGAAGUUAUCACUGGCAAACUAAUUACAUCAUCUACUGAAGUAGAAGUGCUGAAGUAUGAGCUUGAGAGAAGUUUAUCUGAAGUUCCAUCACCAAUAACAUUAAGGAGCUCAAUUGAUCCUUCCCUCCAUAGAACUUAUACACAUGAAUCAUUGAAGACUGCAGUUCAGAUCACCAUCAAUUGUCUCAAUAAAGUUCCCAGUAAUCGCCCGUCAAUAGAAGAUAUUCUCUGGAAUCUGCAGUACUCCAUGCAAGUUCAAGAGUCAAGAAGGUCUAGCAAAAGCUCAAUAUGAAAAUGUAAACUUGCUGCCAAUAGACUUGUUUAUUAGUUAUGACACAGUUCAUAAGAUAUUUGUUCAUAAAAUCCAAAAACUACAACAUGAAAUUGUGUUUCAGAAGACA
Messenger RNA from Cicer arietinum (chickpea), 2349 nucleotides. RefSeq names its product probable LRR receptor-like serine/threonine-protein kinase At1g14390. Lineage: Eukaryota; Viridiplantae; Streptophyta; Magnoliopsida; Fabales; Fabaceae. Gene Ontology annotation, molecular function: ATP binding; protein kinase activity. The record is from RefSeq and is a predicted model, not a curated record. Gene Ontology annotation, biological process: protein phosphorylation.